AGAACUGAUUUCAGGAUGAAACUGCAAGAACAAAGAAGUACUUCUAACACAAACAAAUGCUGUCCAUUGACCAACAGAUGCAGGAAGGUCCUUCUCCCAACCACUGCAGCUCCUGUGAUGGGACUCUGGCUCCUUCAAGCUCAGCUUCCUCUCCUGCUGCUGUUCUCUGGCCUGCAGAGACCCACGGCAGCAGUUAAAGUCAACUUUAACUUGGCACCAGAUUCCUUUGAUGAUCAGUACCAAGGCUGUAGCCAACAGGUCAUGGAAGAGCUAAGACAAGGGGAUUAUUUCACAAAAGAACUAGAAGCCCGUAGGAAUUAUUCCAGGGUCUGGCAUAAUUGCCACUUAAUCUGGUUGAACCAAGAUAAAGCUCUCCCUGAGAACAUGACUAUCACACAUGCUGUAGCCAUCUUGGUUUAUACAUUGAACAAAAAUAUUCGUUCUGACUUCACUAAAGCCAUGGUCAGUGCUGCCAGGUCUCCAUGGCAAUAUAAACAUUCAUUUCAUUUCAAAUACCUACAUUACUACUUGACCUCAGCAAUCCAGCUGCUAAGGAAAAAGAGUGUCAUGAAGAAGGGCUCUCUGUGUUAUGAGGUGCAUUACGAGGCUGAUUUCUACCUGGAAGCCUACACAGGAGCCACCAUUCGAUUUGGCCAUUUCCUGUCUUCCUCCCUCCUAAGAAAAGAGGCACAGAACUUUGGGAACCAAACUCUAUUUACCAUAUUUACCUGCCUGGGUGCACCUGUAGAAGACUUCUCUCUCAAGAAGGAGGUCCUGGUCCCUCCCUACGAGGUGUUUAAAGUUGUAAAUAUGAGCUACCACCCAAGAGGAAAUUGGUUGCAAUUGCGGUCAACUGGAAAUCUGAGCACAUACAACUGUCAGCUACUAAAAGCUUUCAGCAUCAAGUGCAUCCCUGCUCCUGUCGUUAUUGCUACUCUCUCUUUUUUGAUCAGUGUCAUCUUCUCUUCUAAAAGUGGAGUAUAAAGGAAACUUAUUGUUUUGCUUUUCCUGUACCCUUUUGAUUUAUUCCAAUUAGGGUACCCUAAAUAUCCUUGAGGGAUUGCUCUGCGCUCCCAUCAUCAAUUGAUGCAGAUCUAGCUCAGCCUCCUGCCUAUGAAUGGGCAUGUAACUCAGUAUAUUUCUUCUCCAUGGACACGGAGAUCUAUGCUGGAAUAGAAAAUGGCCCAAUCAGAGUCUGUGAGAUAAAUUCAGGGUGCUUUUUUGGCUUUAGAUUUGGGAGUGGGGUGGGCUUUUUUUUUUUUUUUCCUAAGUGGAGAUUAAUGAAAACAGUGUGUGAGCCUAGAGCUGCUAGCAGCUAUCUUGCCCCUGGGAGAGGGGACCUUAACUCCCUUAGAAUGAAACCAACACAGUGAAGGAAGAGCUGAGAAGUGAAAGGAAACUGAGCCCUGAUGAGAGUGUUUAAGCCACUAGAUCCCACUGUGCCUACAACUGAUACUAUGGGCUUUUUAGUUACACGAAUCAAUAAAUUAUAUUUUCGCUUAAAUAAUUUGAAUUAAACUUUCUAUCUCAAGCAAAUUGGAGUUAUGAUGAAUAUAAGAAUGUUCCUUUAUUUUUGAUUUAGUAGUCUUAAAUAGGAAGAAAUCAGAGAAGCUUGAGUUAGAAGAAAGCAAAUGCCAAAUUCUCCAUCAAAUGAAAAAGCUUUGAGCCCCAGAGACAUAAUUAAGAAAUUAAUUUUCUUCAGAAGUUUUUAUCGGUAUUCAAGACCAAAUGAGUGUAGUCUCAGAUGGAAGGAAACAUGGAAACUUGAGAAAUACAAGUGAAAGAUGUUAGCGAAAUCUCAUUCACUGCCAGUAAUGAGGUGUUGCACACAUGUUUCUAACCUAUUACAAAAGUUAGAAUUUAAACUCAUAUGUUAAUUUACAGAGAACUUUGUGGUAAAUUGGAUUUUAAAUAUUUGUUGCAAAUUUAUAUACAUUAGCAAAGCUUGUAGAUGCUUAUGGAGGUAAACAAAGAAAGAAAGAAAGAAAGAAAGAAAGGAAGAAAGAAAGAAAGAAAGAAAGAAAGAAAGAAAG
Messenger RNA from Pteropus alecto (black flying fox), 2033 nucleotides. RefSeq names its product ADP-ribosyltransferase 4 (Dombrock blood group) (gene ART4). Gene Ontology annotation, molecular function: NAD+ poly-ADP-ribosyltransferase activity; NAD+-protein-arginine ADP-ribosyltransferase activity. Lineage: Eukaryota; Metazoa; Chordata; Mammalia; Chiroptera; Pteropodidae. The transcript has 3 exons. Bases 16 to 984 code for a protein of 322 amino acids. The record is from RefSeq and is a predicted model, not a curated record.